Molecule: messenger RNA, 762 nt
Organism: Mucor mucedo
Lineage: Eukaryota; Fungi; Mucoromycota; Mucoromycetes; Mucorales; Mucoraceae
Product: ribose-5-phosphate isomerase
Exons: 4
Coding region: 1-762 (253 amino acids)
Biological process (GO): D-ribose metabolic process; pentose-phosphate shunt, non-oxidative branch
Cellular component (GO): intracellular membrane-bounded organelle
Molecular function (GO): ribose-5-phosphate isomerase activity
Source: RefSeq, a predicted model, not a curated record
AUGCUAACUAGGAAAAGUUUCGCCAUUUUUAAACGACAUUCAAGCUCAUUUUAUGCUGAAGCUAGUAAAAAAUGGGCUGGUACAAGAGCGAUGCAAGAAUUAGUUCAAAGUAAACCUUCAGUAGUAGGAUUAGGUUCCGGGUCCACUAUCGUGUAUGCUAUUGAGCAUUUGGCAAAGACAGAUUUAGCUAGAACAGUGACAUGCAUACCAACAAGUUUUCAGACUCGCCAGUUAAUCCUUGCACAUAGUCUCAAGUUAGGCUCAUUGGAACAAUAUCCCAUCAUCGAUAUUACUAUUGAUGGCGCAGACGAGAUUGAUCCACGUUUAAAUGCUAUCAAAGGAGGGGGUGCCUGUUUAUUUCAAGAAAGACUGGUGGCACAAUCCUCGCGUAGAUUUUUGCUUGUCGCAGAUGCAACCAAAAAAUCUAAAAAACUCGGAACACAGUGGAGACGUGGCGUACCAGUCGAAGUUGUUCCUCUAGCACUGAAUGCCAUUACAUACUCGCUUCAACGCAUCUUUCCUGAUGUGCAUAUUCAGCUUCGAAUGGCAACACCUACUGAUAAAGCUGGCCCUGUUGUCACAGAUAACGGGAAUUUGAUUCUAGAUUGUGACUUCGGACCUAUUGACGACCCUGUUUUAUUAUACAAAGAAAUCAAAUGUUUGUCUGGGAUCUUGGACGUUGGCCUAUUUUGUAAAAUGGCAGAAGCAGCAUACAUAGGGGACCUUAAAGGAGAUGAAGGGGUGAUACUGACUAAAGAUUGA